CUUUAGGAUAUUCGAAAAAGGAAGAUAUUAAUACUCAACAAAGUCAUAGAAGCUACUAUUUGCCAUCAAGAUGUACAAAACAAGACAAAGAAGUGAAAGAAGAAAAGAACAACCAAAGAAAAAAACUACCUUUAAGGCAGGUUGCAAACAUAAAAUCGAGAUGAUACCUAGACUGGAUGUGGGUCUAUUUCUCAGUGUUUCAUUCUCAAUAACUGAAGUUCCAGUAUGUAUAAAGGGGACGAACUUCCUAGCUUCUGGAAAGAUCUUGAUUGUUUUCAACACUCCUUCAGAGUGUUCCAAGAAGGUAGAUGUCACCAGACUUCAAGAUCAGCUGUAUAUGGAAUUCUACAUUCCCCUAGGUAUAACUCAAACAUCAACCUUAAUCAUAGGACUGGCUUCCAGAAUUUCCUCUAUUCCUUUAGAUGUACCAGAGACAGAAGCCUUCAUCUCAUGGAUAAUUUCUAUGAUCUCCAAAAUUCCAUCAGAUUUAAAAACACCAGCAGCCUUUGUUUUAGGGAGAGUGUUCUUCAAGUAUGUUGCUCCCAAAGAACCCGAGGAAGCAAAUGAGCCAGAAUCCAAACCAGAACCAAAAGAAGAAUCUGACGGUGAAGAAAUGGAUCCAUUUUGCAGGUUGAACAUGUUACUGCACAAAGUUCCUGCAUGUUUACGGGUUGACCCGUUUUUGAUUAAAGGUUUAGAUGGCCAGCACUUCCUAGUCUCAGCCGCUGAUUAUUAA
This is a messenger RNA of Protopterus annectens (West African lungfish), 736 nucleotides long. RefSeq lists its product as uncharacterized. The transcript is spliced from 18 exons. The record is from RefSeq and is a predicted model, not a curated record. Lineage: Eukaryota; Metazoa; Chordata; Ceratodontiformes; Protopteridae. The coding region runs from base 71 to 736 and encodes 221 amino acids.